Molecule: messenger RNA, 966 nt
Organism: Aspergillus caelatus
Lineage: Eukaryota; Fungi; Ascomycota; Eurotiomycetes; Eurotiales; Aspergillaceae
Product: tRNA 2'-phosphotransferase
Exons: 2
Coding region: 1-966 (321 amino acids)
Biological process (GO): tRNA splicing, via endonucleolytic cleavage and ligation
Molecular function (GO): tRNA 2'-phosphotransferase activity
Source: RefSeq, a predicted model, not a curated record
AUGGGCCAACAACGCAGAGGCAAGCCCUCUGGGGGCCGUGACGUAACCGUCUCCAAAGCCCUAAGUCUCCUACUCAGACACGCCGCCGAAAAAGAAGGCCUGAAGCUAGACUCGCAAGGCUACGCGAAUGUCGCAGACGUGCUCGCCUGGCGCAAACUUAAAUCCCUCAAAGUCACCUUCCCCGAAAUCGUCGCUGCCGUCGCAACCUCAGAUAAAAAGCGCUUUGCCCUUCUUCAUAUCCCCUCUGCUGAGGCCCAGGCUCAGCAAUCAACCUCCACGGAAGCUUCUACAGAACAUGGCAUCCCGACGACAAGCGCGGGGCAGGAUUCCGCGACGGAGACGGCCCUCGCGGUAUCCGAGUCGGACCUCGACCCGACGCAUUUCUUGAUCCGUGCGACCCAGGGACACAGUAUUAAGAGUGUGGAUGCGGCUUCAUUUUUGGAGAAAUUGUCGCUGGAUGAUGAGGCUAAGUUACCUGAUACUGUUGUGCAUGGGACAUUUCAUGCUGCUUGGCCGGCGAUUCUGGCCUCUGGGGGUUUGAGGAGCAUGGGGCGGAAUCAGGUGCAUUUUGCUACGGGGCCGUCCGUGGAGUCUGUACUUGCACAGGGGGCGCAGGGGGCAAAAGAAGUUACGGGAGAUCAUGGGGAGAAGGUGAUUUCGGGGAUGCGCCGGGAUGCGCAGGUGCUUAUUUAUAUUAAUCUAAGGACGGCGCUGGCAGCUGGGUGUCCGUUUUGGAGGAGUGAGAAUGGGGUUAUUUUGAGUGAAGGGAUGGUGGUGAAUGGCAGUAGUGGUGUCGUCCCAGUGGAGUUCUUUGAUGUGGUUGUUGAGAGGAAGCACGGAUUGGGGAAGAUAUGGGAGGGUGGGAAGGAGGUUCAGGCAUUGCCGGAGGAGUUGAUGAAGCAGGGGAAUCCUAAGGGACGACGAAAUGCGAAUAAGAAGAAGGAAGAUGCUACUACACAGCCAUGA